AUGGAGACGCCGCGCAAUACGAGGGGAGGAGCGGGUGGCUCUUCUGCAUUAGAUGCUACACUGGAAGCAGCCGCUCUUGAUCAACAGGAAUCAAGCAUAUCUUCACCCUCGUCUGGUAGCACGUGGUUGCCCCGUCUCGGUGCUGCUGGCGGUAAUUCCUCUGCAGCGAUAGAAUACCGAAACACGACGGCCAGCACUGCAUCCUCGAGCAUCAACGGUGCGACUGGAGCUAUAGGCGUGGCGUCCAUGGGAUCGAGUGGGCCUGUUUCUGCGAGGGGUCAUGGUAGACCCUUAGUUCUGGAGGCAGCACGACGCCACUGCAAUAGACCGUUUAUUCCGCCGAUUGCUACCGCGCCGCUGUCCGCUGCUCGGCAGCCGCCACGUGGGAAAGGGGUAGGGGGCGAAGAUCUCAGCGAAAAUACCGGCAGCACGACUACGAUUGCUGGAAGAAGCGACGGUGCCAUCUAUUCCGCCAGUUCUACGAGACCGUCGUCAGUGGCAACCGAGCGCUCUGUUCGUCACAGCCGCGGAUGCAGUCCCUUGUCAUCUGCAUAG
Amoebophrya sp. A25 is the source of this 555-nucleotide messenger RNA. NCBI's taxonomy places the organism in Eukaryota, Dinophyceae, Syndiniales, Amoebophryaceae. The record is from the annotation of a GenBank genome assembly.